GGGGAAAAGCAUUAAACGAAUUAAAUUGAUUCAUUAAAAGUCAAAGUGCUGACUGAGACUUGGUCGUCACUAGUCUCUAAAGCUUUAAGACCGGUUCGAAAAAUUAUGGUGCGCCCAUCAAAAAGGCGAUCACUGCCGUGCUGCCCAGAAAAAUUCUUCUGCAGAAGCACAAAUCAACUUUUUUUUUUUGGAUUGUCCAAUUCCAAUCCAAUACUCCAUCAUACAAGUAUGGCACAUUUCUCUCUUCACCGCUCCGUACCGCUUCUCACCGAUUGGAUGCGUAAGAAAGAGAGACUACAUCAGUUUGAAAUUGAACUAAUUAUUCAGUGAUGAAAUCAAUCCAAACGUCACAUCAACCAGCAGCUGGCUAUACUUUGCUGGGGUAUUCUUUGUGAGCGAUGGCGACUUCACUUAUAUAAAAGUGAAGUUACCCAAGGAAAUGUAUCUCAAACCAAAGUUACAAUCUUCUAAGUGUAGAUCGACUCACAAAUAAUGAUGUUCGCAAAGGUUUUACUGUGCUUCUGCCUGGCUGCCGUAGCUCAGGCAGGUCAUCUGCUCGGUGGUCAUGGAAUCGGACUUGGUGGACUUGGAUAUGGCGGUGGUAUUAGCUAUGCUGCCGCACCAGCCAUUUCUUAUGCUGCAGCUGCUCCAGCUGUUUCUGUGUCUUAUGCUGCCCCCAAACUAGUCGCCGCUGCUGCUCCUGCGAUAUCAUACGCUGCUGCUCCAUCAAUUUCAUACGCUGCUGCUCCAGCUAUUUCAUAUGCUGCUCCAUCAAUCUCGUAUGCUGCUCCUGCUGUAUCGUAUGCAGCUGCUGCUCCAAUUAUUAAGGCUGCUCCAGCUAUUAGCAUAGCUCGUCCAGCGCCAGUUGUUGUAUCUGCACCAGCACCAGUUGCUGUGGCUGCCGCUCCAGUUGUCAAGACUCUUGUCGCCGAACCAGUUGAUCCCAAUCCACAAUACAGUUUCAGCUAUGGAGUUUCUGACCCUCAUACCGGUGAUUCUAAGUCAGCUUCAGAGUCGCUCAAGGACGGAGUUGUCCAUGGAAGUUAUUCAUUGAGUGAACCUGAUGGUUCCAUCCGCAAGGUCAUCUACACUGCUGACAAAAUCAACGGAUUCAACGCUAUUGUUCAAAAAUCUGCCGGAGUCAUUAAUGCCGGACCAGUAGCAGUUAAAGUAGCAGCUCCAGUAGCAGUAGCAGCCCCAGCACCAAUCGCAGUAGCAGCGCCAGCUCCAAUUGCAGUAGCAGCACCUCAGCAAAUUGCAGUUGCUGCCCCAGCACCAAUUGCUGUAGCUGCGCCACAGCAAAUUGCCAUUGCUGCACCAGCACCACAAAUAACUUAUGCCGCCGCUGCUCCCACUGUUGUCGCUGCCCCAAGGGUGGCCUAUGCCGCAGCAGCCCCGUCGUACGUAGCAGCGGCUCCAGCCAUAUCAAAGAUCUCUUAUUCGGUUGCUGCUCCAAGUGUGAGCUAUGCCGCUGCUGCGCCAUCGUAUGUAGCUGCAGCUCCAGCCUACUCGAAAAUCGCCAUCGGUGGCGGUGGGCUUUCAUUAGGUGGACUUGCAUUAGGCGGAGGAAUCUCCUACGGCCAUGGACUCUCCUUAGGACAUGGAUACCAUUGAGAGAAGCGGCGGCAAUUAACAGUUGUUGGCCUCUGAAUUGAUAAAAUCGACGCGCGCAUCAAAAAUCAUGGAAUGAAAAAUAAUUUAUAACAUUUUUUAUAAUAUUUGUAAAAAAAAAAACAAAUA
This is a messenger RNA of Episyrphus balteatus (marmalade hoverfly), 1740 nucleotides long. RefSeq names its product cuticle protein 19.8-like. The transcript has 2 exons. The record is from RefSeq and is a predicted model, not a curated record. The coding region runs from base 493 to 1614 and encodes 373 amino acids. Gene Ontology annotation, cellular component: extracellular matrix. Lineage: Eukaryota; Metazoa; Arthropoda; Insecta; Diptera; Syrphidae.